Molecule: messenger RNA, 1618 nt
Organism: Ostrea edulis (European flat oyster)
Lineage: Eukaryota; Metazoa; Mollusca; Bivalvia; Ostreida; Ostreidae
Product: putative nuclease HARBI1
Exons: 2
Coding region: 361-1500 (379 amino acids)
Source: RefSeq, a predicted model, not a curated record
AAAAUGUUGAAAUCAUGAAUUAAAUGGGUUAGAAUGCAAUGUGUAGGUUCGCCAAAGAAGGUGGUUCUCCGUUGGUUUGAAUUGGAUCUAAGUUCACAAAAUUUCUCCGACUUGCCUCGUUGGUAAAAGUAAAGAAACUCAUCUCUUUUUUGUGCUGAUUAUUACUGCUAUAUACUGUACAACACAAUGUAAUGGAACUUGUAACUGUAGAAUAUCUCCAAUUCGUAUCAAUAGCAUGCUGUAUGUGCUGUUCACAACCUGUAAAAAUGUGCGUUCGUUUCACUGUUCUGAAUAUGUUCUGCACAAGUUCCGGACAGACGUCCAAACAAAUGAAUCAGAACAGGAAGUAGAUUAAACAGUAUGGCGACGCUGAAAUGGAUGUGUAUACAACUGCUGCAGGAGUUUCUUGACGAUGACGACAACAAUGACGAUGACGAUGUAAUGGCAACUACCAUGAUGGUAGACAUUAUACAAACUCACACAAGAGAACCCAAAAGUAGAAUUAAAAACUAUUGUGAGGAUGUGGUCUCAAAGUACUCAGAUACCGACUUCAAGAGGAUGUUUAGACUUUCUCGUCCUACUUUCGAUACAGUAAAAGGCUUUUUGCAGAAUUGCCCGGAACUCGGUGUGGAGGGAAACGGAGGGAGAGAACCAAUAUCAGUGGAAAAACAACUAUACGUCACAUUGUGGUACCUGGGUGGAUCGGACAGUAUUAUAAGAAUAGCGGACAGAUUUGGAAUAGCUGAAUCCUCAGUUAUUGUAUGCAGAAAUCGGAUUAUUGACACUAUUUUGAACAAUUUGAAGUCAAAGUUUAUCAUCUGGUCACAUGCCGAAGUGCUUGAACAAACCAUUGACAAGUUUCAUCAACGAAAUGGAUUUCCUGGAAUUAUUGGGGCACUGGACGGCACUCAUAUUUCUAUAAAAGCACCAACUGAAAAUCCUCAGUCUUACGUUAAUAGGAAAGGCUAUCAUUCCUUACAGCUACAAGCAGUCUGCGACUCUGAUAUGAAGUUUUUGAACUGUUACUGUGGAUAUGCAAGAAGUUGUCACGAUGCCCGUGUCUUAAGGAAUUCCGAUUUUUGGAGCUGUGGUUUAGAGGUCUGUAAUGGAAACCAUAUCAUUGCUGACGGAGCGUACCCCGUACGACGAUGGCUAAUGACGCCUUAUCGUGACAAUGGGCAUUUGUCGCAAGAACAGAAACAUUUUAAUCACCUGCUUUCUGCCAACAGAGUGGUCAUUGAAAGAGCGUUUGGACUUUUAAAAGGCAGAUUUCGACGUUUACAUCAUCUCGAUGUACUAAGUAUUCCAACAGCAGUUAAAAUUAGCAUGUGCACUUGUGUUCUGCACAAUAUCUGUCUUAUUCAAAAUGAGGAUAUUGACGACUAUAUGGAACCACUGGAAGUUAAUCAACAACCAAUACCUCAACUGGCUGUUCAGGAAAAUGAGACGGAGGGCAUUAUUAAACGCAACAUUCUUUGCAGAAGACUCAGUGGACAGUAGAUAUUAUGCACAAGAAACAUUCAGUAGUUAAACUCGCUUGAACCAAUUACAAGCGCAUGUAGUAUGCUGCUGAUUGACUUUAUGUUGAAAUACAAUUAAAAGAAAUGAAAACUGAAGA